Messenger RNA from Geodia barretti, 2985 nucleotides. The record is from the annotation of a GenBank genome assembly. NCBI's taxonomy places the organism in Eukaryota, Metazoa, Porifera, Demospongiae, Tetractinellida, Geodiidae.
CUGGAGUGUGCGGCUAGUGGGUAUAAAAAGGCAGGCCCACAUGCAGGCCCAACACCGCUUCUUCUGGCACCCAACAAGAACCCUUCGCUACUCAUUGUGAUGGAUUACGCAAGAGCUGUCACAAUCGUCGUGCUGGUUGUAUCCUCCGGCCUAGUGUCUUGCACCGCUCAGUUACACUACUCAAGAUCCUCUUCAAACUCGUUCAAAGAUGACCAAGUGUGUGAAUACAAGUACUCAAUGGAAAUGGGUCAGUUCAGACACAUGGAUAAGCCCAUCAGUAUCGAGGCAAACGUCGAGAUCAUAUGUGAAUCAAGUGGUUUCUACGGACCUAACACAGCCACCAGAUACUGCAUGACAGUGACAGAUGUCAGAGGAAGUUUCCUCAAUUUCACCGAAAACGGAGCAACUGAACCUGAACAUUAUGAAAUGAUGAAAAAUUAUACUGUAGAAUAUCUUUCGGGAGUGUUCUGCUUUGUUCAGACCAGCGAUGGUAAAGUUGUUUCAGUGUUUCACCCACGCACCGAGGACGCCAAAGUCACCAACUUCAAGAAAGGGAUUGCUUCAGCUUUUCAAACGAAUUUCAAAGGAACUGGUCAAGAGAUAGAGACUGAUCCUCAAUCACAACAUCACUCCCAUUACAGUUAUUCAGCUGGGCAAGGAGGGAAAAGCAAAAUUCACCGUACAGUCACGAGCGAAGAUGUCUUGGAAUAUUCAAGUGGUGUACACACGAGAGAUGUUCAGUUGCGGGAAGAAGACGACAUUGAAUACAGGGAUGGUAGAUUGUUCAGGUCCAGUGGAAACAUGUACCUAUCAGUAGACAAAGAAACACACAGCAGUGGCCAAGGAUCGGGAGGAAUGGAUGAAUUUGCUGAUGUUGUUACAGCUCGUGGAUCAUUUGAUAUGGAACUAAAUGAGUGUAGAACUGUUCGGCAGACAAGAAGGAGGAGAGCAGUCCAGCAACAUCUUGACGGAAGAUUUUCAUUGGAAGAGGGUCUUAUGGCCACAUAUGAUGAGAGCAAAGUUGAGAUUGAGACACUGGAGAAUCUUCGCCAGAAUUUUAAAACUUCCGAACAAGUCACUAGGGCUCUGCGAAACACUAACAGCAGCAAAACAUUCAGCAUGUUGGAGAAGGUAAUGGUCCUUGAGCGGAAAUAUAGACCUGAAGGGGUGUCUGUGACGCAGAUUGUGUUAAACUAUCUGAGGAAGAUAAAGACAUUGGAACCGGAGGAGUAUGUGGCACAGCGAGUGAAUAUCUAUUCUCUACUCAGUUCAGAAGGAAGCAGAAGGGCAGAAACUGCAUUGAUUGAGCAACUUGAUGAGACAGAUCUGUCUGAUGCAGAAAGGAGGGUAGUCAUGCUAGCUAUUGCUUUACUACCAACACCCAGUUCUCAAGUGAUCCAAACAAUAGAAGACACGAUUACUGAAACAACGUCAUCGUUGCUACUGGUGUAUGGGUCACUGGUGGCUAAUGCUGCUCCUGACCAGGAAAUGAAGAUGGUGACAUUUCUCACCGAUCGACUUACCGAAAACAACACUGAUACUCUCAUUCAUGUUUUGCAUGCGCUUGGAAACACAAAAUCAUCACUGGCAAUUGAGCACAUAAUACCCUAUGUCCAUUACCACGACAAAGAUGUUAGACUGACUGCUGUGAGCGCACUGAGGUUUUUUACCGGGCUGCCAAUUGUUCAGCAAGAGUUUGUCAGCAUUCUUCACAAGGAGAGCUCAGAUUAUUUGGUGGAAGCAAUCAUCCAAGCUCUAGGUAAUGGAUAUAACUACGACGAAGACAUUGAGUUGGACUCGGACCUCGUUCGGUGUUUAGUUCAGGUUACUAAUGAUCUGAGGAACAACGAUCUUCAAAACGAACUAAAUCAUCUUUUUAAUAAGAUGGGUGUACCAACUUCAAGUUCAGCAGAUUUAAUGGAUAAUAGAAACAUGAGUCGCCAAAGGCGAGACACACAAAGAUGGGAUUCUACUGCUUCGGAGUACAACAUAAUUGCUUCAGCAUCUCAAAGAGCUAAUGAUGUCGCUAAUUAUCCAUAUCACCGAGGCUAUCUGUGGAGCACCACCAUAGGACAGAAUAGUGGAGAAUACCCAAUCUACCUUCAGGCAGCAGCUGGGCUUUUUGCCGGUGCUAACAUUGACCAGUGUGACUUAAAGAUGUUUGGAAAGGCUAUCGUGGAUGUUCAUGUACUAGGUCGUGAAAGCAAUAUCCUGACGAUUGAGGGAAGAAAUGAUAGAAUAUACGUCUUGUUUGCUGGAGAUAUUGUGUUUGACAUCAACCCACCUGACUCCUACAGCAACCAACUCCCAGGCUACCAGAGACUACUGUUUUCAACCUCCUAUACAUUCUAUGUGUAUGGAGUACCCAUUACUCUUGGGUUCGAUGUGCAUGUUAGCAUUGGAACCAAUAUAGACAUUUCUGUUCAACAAGGUGUGAGCAACGACAUUGAAGCAAGUGCAACAAUAGCACCAUAUGUUUCAGCAAGUUUUGAUGGCAGUCUAACUAUCUCAGCUCUGGUUGCUCAGGUUGGAGUGAGUGUAACGGCCUCCAUUCCUUAUGGUAUCACGUUGCGUGCUACUUUUCAUGUGUGUACUCCUGCAGAUUCAGAUGUAAACAACUUUGCAUGUGUGGAAGCUAGUCAUGGGUGGCAAGAGAUCGAUAUAACAUUUGCUGCCUUUUAUCAACUACCUGACAUUUUUUCUUUUGGAUAUGGAGACCAAAUCAGAUGGGAUUCUCUCACUUUUACUUACACCAUCCCUGCAGAGCAGGGGAAGACAAUUUAUUCUGACUGUGCCGUUGCUAGUCCAGCUACAAGAGUACCACCUACAAGUGUAGUCACAAGUGCAGCUUCAACCGAGCCCGCAAGUGCUGCUUCAACUGACCCCACAAGUGGAGCUGCAGCCUCAAGUGCUGUAGCCACUCUGAUGCCUCCAUUUAUUGUUUCUUUCCUGCUCAUGUUUCCUUUAUUGGUUUACCUAGGCUGA